AUGCCCAGUACUGGCGGCGUUUCCAUGUCCAAGAAAAAAUGGGCAGAACAAGCAAGCUUGCCUCCGACCUCUACCCAAAUAAGAAUGGAUGUUUGUCUCGGAGAGGAAGACCAGGAAGGACACUACUCUUUUUCGCCAGGUUCCCUAUUAGAGCCUGCUCUCGAUGGAACACUCCAGCAACAGCACGAGCCUGCUAUUGAUGGAUUGAGCUCUGACGAUCGUGGCAACAACAAUACAAAGGAAGUCAACAUGCAAGUUAGGAGGUCCUUGCAGAACUUCUGGAAUGGCGUUCACGAGCUGACCUGCGCAACGAUGCGCAUGUUGUCCAUUGAAUGCUGCAGCAUUGACGCGCUGCCUGUCAACGACCAUGACGCAGAUGUAGGAGAAGAGAGAGUCAGGGCACAGAGGAGGACGAUGAACGAUGCGAAGUUUUACUCAAAAUAUGUGUGGACGGUGAUUGACCUUGCACACACACUGCAGCUCGAGGCGCAGAAGGUGACCAUGGAUUGUUUGGCAUGGAAUGAAGGCGACUUUAAAGAGAAGCAGAAAUAUAUGGCAGAUCGGAUGCGCACCAUCCAGGGCAUGACUAUUCGAAUAAUGAAUCUAGGGUCGGAGAUUCUCAACGGCGGCAAAAGUGGAGCAACUACUAUCGAGAACGACCAUGAUUUCAAUGUCGCAAUCUCAGCAUUGAUGAGGAAGGGAGGGGACACCUGUGCACAUCACUUUCAUACCGAAGCAGCUGAUCAAGAUCGAGACGAGGAACUUGCCUAUGGUACCAAAGUGUUGGCCGCGCAUAUGAGGCUUGCACGGGAACUAGACCAACAACCAGAUUUGUGUGACGUAUACUUUGUUGAGCUUCUCACCCUCUUCGGAGAAAAAGGCGUUGCUAUCCAGAAUGUGGUGACAUCAGAACGAUAUGUCAAGGAGAGGGGCGUGAUGACGUGGCUCGUACCUGUUUUGGCGGAAAUCGCAACGAAGACCUCAACUCUGGUGCUCGAGAAUGUUCAUGAUGCGGCGAGUGAAAUCGAGUACAGAACUGUCAUCCGACAUGAAUUUGUGCAUUCUGUAACGUUCUCGUUGAUGGUGCAGGACGUCAAGAGUAUGCGAUCUGUCUCCUUUCUCCCAUCUUCUUUGGCGUCAUACUUCACGGAUGACAGCCUGAAUCGAAAGAGUUAUCUUGUUUACAGCACGGUGUACGAUUUCCACUCUGAGUGCACUGGCAUCACGCUGCAGCUCACGGACGACUACAAAUCAACUUUCAAGGGGAAGUUUCCUUUUUGCGACUUGCGGCUCGUAACAUUUGUGCCGACAGAUCCUGUAUGCUUCUUCGGUUCAUGUCGUUCCUACUUCAAAUGCUCAACUUCGUCUCUAAUCUCCAAUUUUCGUUGUCCUAAGUGUCUCGAUGGAACCGGCUUUGCACUGCAGACCCUUUUCUUAUGA
Messenger RNA from Suillus fuscotomentosus, 1440 nucleotides. RefSeq lists its product as uncharacterized. The record is from RefSeq and is a predicted model, not a curated record. Bases 1 to 1440 code for a protein of 479 amino acids. The transcript is spliced from 11 exons. Lineage: Eukaryota; Fungi; Basidiomycota; Agaricomycetes; Boletales; Suillaceae.